UGUUUUUGUAAUUGUUUACUAGCAAGAGUACGUACUCUUGGUAGUAGAGAUAUAUGAUCUCUCAUUCAACAGAGGUAGGCUAGACUAGAGACAUAAUAGAAGCUGCUUACAAACGCAGCAAGGAAAUCAAGUCGCUAAGGUUAGCUUUUGGGCGAUAAAUGUUGAGGCUUACCAAAGCCAUGCAAGUCACAAGGUCAAACUUCCGCAGCUCGCUGGAGUCUGUCUAUGAUUCCAUCAACGGAGCCGACUUGCUGGCGUUUGAUACUGAGCUAACUGGCUUGUUAACAGGAGAUCAAAAGGAGGACUUCCUAGACUCUGUGCCUACUCGAUACACUAAGCUGCUGAAGGGCUCAGAUCCGUUCAUUAUUACACAGUUUGGUCUGUGUACGUUCACAUGGUGUAACAGCACAUUAAGGUAUGAAGCGAAGCCGUUCAAUUUCUUCACGUUCCCCUCCACCCUCCGUGGCAUUCAACGGGACAGGUGGUUCGUCUGUCAGAGUACUUCUAUAGAGUUCUUGUGCGCCAACAACUUUGAUUUCAACAAGGUUUUCCGCGAGGGCAUUUCCUACCUUCGGCAAGAAGAGGAGAAGACCUUCCGUGACAAUCUAACAAAGACAAAAAACAUAUUGGCAGUGGCGCCUAAAAUCGACGUGCCUGAAGAUCAGAAAGAGUUUAUGGAUGGCAUUGUCUCGCGAAUGACUGCGUUUCAAAGCGGGGACGGUGGUUUAAUGCUGGAUCUCCCUCCUUGUAACGGAUUUCAGAGAAAGCUCAUCUUUCAGCAGAAGGACGCGUUCCCCGGUCUGCAUAUGCACUCUGAGCAGAAUGAGAAGAACGAGCGCUUUAUUCGGUGUGUUCGUCUGGUCGGCGAUCCUAAAACAGCAGCAGACAAGCUAGCAGAAGAGAAAGAGAAGGAGGCUAUUGAGAAUGCUGUGGGUGUGAGUCUGGUCUUCAAAGCCAUGAUGGAUUCGGGUAAGCUCAUUGUUGGACACAACAUGAUGCUGGACGUCAUUCAUAGUCUGCGGCAGUUUCAUUGCAAGCUUCCUGAGGAAUUUCCUGAGUUCCAGAAACUAGUUGUGCAAAGCAUGCCCAGACUUGUGGACAACAAGCUAUUAGCCAAGCACGACAAGUACCAGACUGUUUUCGACAAGACGCAUCUUGGCAAUGUCUUUACAACAGCCCAGUCCGGCCGCUUCCGCCAACCCGCCAUUGCCGUGCACAAAGACAUCCAGCAGACAGAGCAGGCACAUGAUGCUGCUUACGAUGCGUACAUGACCGGCUUCUCGUUCCUGCGCCUGUUGAGAGGUCUUGAAGAUGGACCUAUUGCUACUGGUCCAGUCGACCUGUCAUCAGAGCAUGUCGACAAACUAAUGCACAAGGUCAACAUGAUGCAGUCGUUCGAUGUGCCCUUCAUAGACCUUGCUCAGGAGAAUGUUGAACCCAAGCGGCCUAACAUCAUGGUGAUGACGUUCCCCAAGGAGUGGGACUUCAAGGCCAUCAUGUCAUUCUUCACCUCACAUGAGUCUGCUGUUCCCAACCAGUUGAAAUGGAUUAAUGACACAUCGGCUUAUGUUUGUUUCAACACCGUUGUCAAUGUCAGUUUAGUGAUAGCUGAACUGUCCAAGGCUGCAUCCGCUGAAGGCGUUGAAUUUAUUCCCGUCGAUGCCUCUGGUCACGGGCCCACCAUUCCGCAGAAACGAAAAUCAUCAACUUCCCCAGAUGCGCCUGCGGCUGACUUGAAGAAGCAGCGAUCAGAAGAUCUUACGGUCUUGGAGCCUGCUGACCCAGUCUAAGCGACACCGCGUUGACCACUGCUCACCUGCUCGCGUGGCUGCUCUUGUCAAGUCGCUGCCCGCGCACUGAUCUCGUACAUGAUUGUACUACCCGUCGAGUAGAUGAUAUUACCAGCGUCCGCUGCAAGUGUUUCGUAGCGCAUCGCUCCCUUUGACAUGCGACGCGACUCCUAUAUGCACGUUGCCGCCCCGUCCAACGUACGUACGUUGUUGCUGGAGACACCAAACUAUCCCUGCUCCCUAAACUUCUCCUUGACCUUGUAGGCAGUCAGCUGCACUGUCAUGCUGUGCUGCGUGGCUCGGUUCAUUUCGAUGCCAAUGGCCCGUCGCUGGGCUUGCCUACACACCGAUCAUGGAUAGGUAGUGAGUACCGUGCCAUGCCGGAUUGCGUGUGGGACAUCAUGUGCGACUGAACAGCAUUACCAUGUGAACAGCAUUGUGAUGUGGAUACAAACUGUACGCACCACUGUGACUGCACUCCCGGAUAUCUAACUGUGCUUGGAGCUCUUAGGCAGUUGAAUUUAUAAUAUGCUUCACACUGACCUGGCCUGACUAACUUCUCUGUGUUGCGUGGCAGUCGUUUUCCACUGUCCAUUUGACGCCGUGCCGUUGUUGCUUCGCUUUCCGUUUCUUUAUUUUUUUAUUUGUUUGUCCCAAACGGGUUUAGCCUAGUUUUCCUAUGGGAUCUUGAUGUCGACACAAGGCACGUCUCGACCCUGUUGCCACUUUCUGUAGAUUCACUAAAUGUUUAUAGCUUUCAGUUCAGUCUGCUCGUGUAUUUUGUGUGAUAUUGAGAGUGGCCGAAACUCCGAAA
This is a messenger RNA of Sycon ciliatum, 2604 nucleotides long. RefSeq names its product poly(A)-specific ribonuclease PARN-like. The record is from RefSeq and is a predicted model, not a curated record. Gene Ontology annotation, cellular component: cytoplasm; nucleus. The transcript is spliced from 23 exons. The coding region runs from base 159 to 1790 and encodes 543 amino acids. Gene Ontology annotation, molecular function: RNA binding; metal ion binding; poly(A)-specific ribonuclease activity. NCBI's taxonomy places the organism in Eukaryota, Metazoa, Porifera, Calcarea, Leucosolenida, Sycettidae. Gene Ontology annotation, biological process: nuclear-transcribed mRNA poly(A) tail shortening.